UUUCUCUCCGCUCUGCUCGGUGCUCUCCUGCAGGCUGCGUGGCUUCCCGAGAACAAUCCGACCUACCAACAACUUUUUUGUUUGUUACAUUGUUUCUCUUUUUUGUGUUUAAACUUGAAGCUCGCGGCGCAGACAAAUGGCUCAACCGUUCACGAACACUUUAGGAUUUCGUAUAGUUUUAAACUCGGAUAGAGGAUUUGCCUAAAUUGUGCCACCACUACAAACAAUUCAGCGACGGAACAAGUUGGAGCCGAGAUAAAGGAAUCGGGAUCAGCUCUGUGCCCAUCAAGGUCCAAGUCAAGAUGUCCGUCAGUAACCACGAAAACAGAAAGUCUCGCUCUAGUUCCGGCUCCAUGAAUAUCCAGCUCUUCCACAAGACGUCCCAUGCCGACAGCCUGUUGACUCAGCUCAACCUGUUGCGCAAACGAAAAGUCUUCACAGAUGUCAUUCUGAAGGCUGGAAACAGAUCCUUCCCCUGCCACCGGGCCGUCCUGGCCUCCUGUAGCCGAUACUUUGAGGCCAUGUUCAGCGGCGGGCUCAGGGAGAGUCGUGACGCCGAAGUCAACUUCCACGACUCUCUCCACCCGGAGGUGCUGGAGCUGUUGCUCGACUACGCUUACUCUGCGCGAAUCCUCAUCAAUGAGGAAAACGCAGAGUCGCUCCUGGAAGCAGGCGACAUGCUACAGUUUCACGACAUCAGAGACGCAUCGGCAGAGUUUCUAGAAAAGAACCUCCACCAGUCAAACUGUCUGGGGAUGAUGCUGCUGUCAGACGCACAUCAGUGUCAGAGACUGUACGAGCUGUCGUGGAGGAUGUGCCUCGCAAACUUUGCGACUCUUUUCAAGACUGAGGACUUCCUCAGCCUGCCCAGAGACAAAGUCCAGGAGCUGAUCCUCAGCGAGGAACUGGAGGUGGAGGAUGAGAGCCUGGUGUACGAGGCUGUUAUCGACUGGGUCAAGGCCGACAUGGAGCACAGGCACAGCGAGCUGCCCGAGCUGCUGCGUUGUGUCCGCCUGGCGCUGCUCCCUGAAACCUACCUGCUGAAGAACGUCGCUUCAGAGGAGCUGGUGAUGUGCCACAAGGUGGGACGGGAGAUCGUUGAAGAUGCCGUACGGUGCAAAAUGAGGAUCCUUCAAAAUGACGGUAUUGUAACGGGGUUCUGUGCCCGGCCGAGGAAGGUCAGCCAGGCCCUACUGCUGCUGGGAGGGCAGACUUUCAUGUGUGAUAAAGUCUACAUGAUCGACAACAAGACGAAGGAGAUCACGCCCAAAACCGACAUCCCAAGCCCCAGGAAAGAAUGCAGCGCCUGUGCUAUUGGCUGCAAGGUUUAUGUUACCGGAGGACGUGGCUCUGAAAACGGGGCCUCCAAAGAUGUCUGGGUCUACGACACGUUACACGACGAGUGGUCCAAAGCCUCACCCAUGCUGGUUGCCAGAUUCGGACACGGGUCGGCAGAGCUCGACCACAUGCUGUAUGUUGUGGGAGGACACACUUCUCUUGCAGGAUCCUUCCCCGCAUCUCCAUCUGUGUCUCUCAAACAGGUGGAGCAGUACGACCCUCAGACCAAUAAAUGGACCCUGGUGGCCCCGCUCAGAGAGGGGGUGAGCAACGCUGCUGUCGUCGGUGCCAAAAACAAACUCUUUGCCUUCGGGGGCACCAGCGUAAACAGAGACAAAUACCCCAAGGUGCAGUGCUUCGACCCCCUUCAGAACCGGUGGUCUGUGCCCGCCGCUUGCCCGCAGCUGUGGCGCUACACCGCAGCGGCCGUCGUUGGAAAUCAUGUCGUCGUGAUCGGAGGCGACACUGAAUUCUCAGCCAGCUCUGCUUACCGGUUUAACAGCGAGACGUACCAGUGGUCCAAGUUCGGUGACGUGACGGCCAAGCGUAUCAGCUGCCAUGCAGUGGCGUCAGGAAACAGACUUUAUGUGGUCGGGGGCUACUUUGGUGCUCAGAGGUGUAAAACACUAGACUGUUACGACCCAUCAUCAGACUCCUGGGACAGUGUAACCAGCGUGCCCUAUUCACUCAUUCCCACUGCCUUCGUCAGCACAUGGAAGUACCUCUCAGCAUGAAGAGAGACGCACUGACUCUCUGAGUUUUCCACGAUCAGCCGUGGUGUCUGGUAUGCAGGCAUGUGUCUCCCUUCACCGGCUGCACAGAGGAAGAGUUUGUGUAUUCCUGCUGCGGCUCCAUCCAGCCUGAUUCACAUUAUCUUCAGCUGCAGAGAAGUAAAGGCCUGAGUCCUGGAGACGGCCCAGAGACUGGAAGUCUGCCGCCUCUUUCCACCUGAUCUGUUUACUCCUGCUUCUUGUGUGUAACUUUCCCAUGUAGCCUGAGCUGGACUCGUUGCCAUGUAUACUGCAGGGACCUCACAAUCUCUAUAGAACAUGCAGGAAGCAGACUGAUCGCAUCGAUGUGUGCAAGCUUUUCUCUUUCCACCUCCUAGGGCUGAAUCUGCUGCUGUGACUGCAUCAGCCCUGCACUGGUCAACCGGCUCACUCCUUCAUCAGCAUGUGUUCAUCUGGCCAGUUUAACAGACUCUGUAAGGACUAGGGGUGUAAUGAUGUGAAGUCCCUCCACUUCCGGUGUCCCCCAUGGGACCUUAUUUCAAAGAGAAAUAUGUACAGUAGUCAAUGGUGAGACUAAUAAGUCGUUAAUCUUGUUUGAAUCGCAGCAUUAUUAACACAAGUUCGUCAACUUAAAUAAUCAUUUUGCAAGACAAUGAAGUUGCAGUUUGUCACGGUAACAUUUCGUUUUGUUUGAAAGUAAACUACAUCUUUUGUCUCGCACAAUAUACGUCACCAACAUGGCUAUAACCUUGAAAACAUUUUACUUCCAGAACAAGGGAUAAUGUCAAUCUAAUGUGAUUUAUGAUUGAUUUUUGUCACACAUUUUUGAACAAGCAAGUCUUAUUGCUCAUAUGACUAUACAUCCCAGUACGAAGCGCACAAACAUCGUACCUCAAGCCAGAGAAAAAGUUAAGACAUUGGAGGAUGUAGUUUUCUAAAUUUAGGACAAACUGCGUCUUUCUCAAUUUGCAAAAUUAUCUUUUAACUUGACAAAGUGUAAUUCAUGGCUGAAUUUAGACAGGAUCAUCGGCUAACAGCUCAAAAUUUAAAAUCUGUGGACAUUGUGUCUUGGUUUCCGCUCUCAGACCUGUUACACCCCUGGUGAAGACUUAUAAAUGUCAGUUGUUUUUCAGUGAACUAUAAAAAGAAAGUGAGCUUUGUUGUGGUUUCUCUCUCCUCCGGACACACUGGGCGUUUACUCAGGUGUAAUUUAUUUGGACUGCUGAUAGACUGAAUUAGACCUUUGCUAUGCCAGGCGUAUGGGGAAGGAGAGAAGACAUUUGGGGAAGUGUAUGAUUUUGUGCACAGAAACAAUCUUCCUGUCUGUAUAUUUAGACUUUGGACUUGGGCUUCCCUCAAUUUUGGUAAGCUAAAUCUGCAUCUUCCUCCUCGACUUUAAAUACACGCUCGCAAGAGAGAAUGUGGCCCAUUAUGGCCGAAGAAGAUACUUUUCUGUUUCAAGAUGUUAUUUCAAACUAUGAUUUUGUCAUUUUUGUGUGUAUUUGUGUCUCAGGGUUAUGUAUAGUUUUGCCUGUAUUUGUUCAACGAAGGGUAACGUCUUCUAACAUUUUCUCUCUACUUAUUUUGUGAAUGUACUAUUUUGUGAUAAACAGUUUUACAGAGCUCUCUCAUUUUGAAAGACAUUCUUACAUUGUUUUGCCAAGUGUAAAUGUAUGAUUAUGCUUGAUAGCAGUGGUCAUAUUUAAAACGUAAAUGUUGCCAAAACCUGAAUAGCUAACCUAACAAAAGCUAAGUGUGUCCAAAGUAGUUAAGAAAUACUUUGUAGCUAUGAUAUUAUUUUUUAAUUUCGUGUUUCAGGAUCUUUAACGGAAGUCUUUUGUGUGUAUAGUUUGUAUAUUUUUGCUUUGUAAUGAAUUUGUAGAAGCCUUUGAUUUGCACAUUUUGUACAAAGAAAUCUCUUCAUGGUCUUAAUUUUGUAUCUUUGUCUUAACCCAGCUCUGGUAGUGUGAAUAAUCAAAGCGUUUUUGUAGCAAAUUAAGUUUUUCUCUUUGAAUCUCUUUUUGCUCCGUGUGCAAGUCUGCAGUUUUCCAAAAUAUCAAAUACACUGAUAUAUUAAGCUAUUACUGACGCUCCAUCUGUUACUUCAUGCUCUACAGCUCAUAACUUGUCAAUAAAUUUCAUCCUGUUGAAAACAUA
This is a messenger RNA of Centropristis striata (black sea bass), 4226 nucleotides long. It is a transcript of the gene enc3, whose product is annotated as ectodermal-neural cortex 3. The record is from RefSeq and is a predicted model, not a curated record. Bases 303 to 2072 code for a protein of 589 amino acids. NCBI's taxonomy places the organism in Eukaryota, Metazoa, Chordata, Actinopteri, Perciformes, Serranidae. The transcript has 4 exons. Gene Ontology annotation, molecular function: protein binding.